This is a messenger RNA of Drosophila yakuba, 8818 nucleotides long. RefSeq names its product ALK tyrosine kinase receptor (gene Alk). Gene Ontology annotation, cellular component: signaling receptor complex; membrane. Gene Ontology annotation, molecular function: transmembrane receptor protein tyrosine kinase activity; protein binding; ATP binding. The record is from RefSeq and is a predicted model, not a curated record. Gene Ontology annotation, biological process: regulation of neuron differentiation; multicellular organism development; cell surface receptor protein tyrosine kinase signaling pathway. The transcript is spliced from 9 exons. Lineage: Eukaryota; Metazoa; Arthropoda; Insecta; Diptera; Drosophilidae. Bases 599 to 5692 code for a protein of 1697 amino acids.
UUCCCCACAUUUCAGUCUUCGUUUGCCGAGCGUCGUGCGCGCAAGUAUUCCUCAGAAACGCGGAUAGACGGCCUCCAAAGAACAACAAUAUAUACCUAAAAAAAAAGAAAAGAUAAAUCAGAAGAAAAACAAUAUAUGUAGUACCACCAACAACAGUGCUAGACAUGUUAAUACUAUAAAAGAGAGCAAAUGCAACCAGCAGCAAAUGAAAAAGAAAAGGAAACGUGAAAAGUGUAGUUGAAAACUUAAUUUUCUUCAAAUAAAAACCAUAUUUUUCCCAAAACGAUACAUAAUUCCAGAGAAGCAGAAGCUUAAGAAAAUUUUGGAAAAGUCACAAAUCAGUGCGUAAUGAAUCACGGCGGAGGCGGCAACUAAUUACGAAGCAAGGAAAUACCCACCUUUGGGUGAAGGAUUUUAGCAAUGAGCUGUCUGCACUUGAAGAACUUCAAAUGCGGCAAGUGGUCGCAGUCCUUAUCAAGGAGUUAAGCAACGGAAUAUCAUACCAAUCAAAAGGAAUCAUACAUCCAAAGGGAUUUCUCGGAAAGAAUUCUUCACCCUACUUCUAUUGAAAAGUCGUUUGAAAGGAGCGGCUUCAAAUAUGCCACAGCUCAGGCAGCUAGUGGUGGUGCUAGCCAUCCUGUCCCUCCUGGUGGAUCCCUCGUUCGCCCAGCGACCGCUGAGCAUGAACCACACCUUCAGCUCCCUGCCGAUGUCCCAGCAUCCGAGUUUCAACAGCUGGCCAGGUGCAUCCGGGGGCAAGCAACUGCGUAAUGGCCGGCUCCAUGAGCAGCCUUUGCCUCUGCCACAACCCACAUUGCCGGUGGCGACACAGUACGAGGACUACGAGGCGGCACCACCAGGAUCGCGAAGGGAUAACAAACGGCGACUGGCCCAAAUGGCUCAACGGCCUGGCAGCGGGAAUGGCGGGCGGCGCGGCAUGGAAUCCCUUCGAAAGGAGCUUAUGAAUCCUUCGGUUGGUGGUCCGGGCGGCGGUAUUUCCGGCGGAGGUACCGGGUAUCCUUCGUACUCCGGCACCUCAUCCAUUGGCCGAAUCGAUGGGCUGGGACCCGCGGAUCGGUACGGAGCGCUAUACGACCAGCUGAGACAACCCAGUGGAAUGGCCGCCAUGACAGCCGGACCUCUGGGAGGACCCUACUCCACUAGGUUCCCGCCUCUGUACGCUGGCGUGGACGACCAGCCCAAGCGCUCGAAUCGGAAGAACUCUAUCAGCGAGUUGUACAAGCUGAAGAAGGCCCUCAACCAGGCGGAUGAACCUGCUGGCGGGGUGACGCACGGAAACUUUGAAGGAGAUCCACAGCCUUCGUCGGCGGAUCCGCUGCAAGAAAUCAAGGAUCGCAUUCGAGAUACAUCCCCAAAUGCGAACACAUAUGCUCCCCACACGGAUGCCACGCCCUCAUCGGAGUACGAGUACGAACUGGGCGUAAAGUGCAACUUCGAGACCCCGUGCAGCUGGACCUGGGGCAACUAUUCGGAUGGUUUCCAAGUAAUAACUGGCACGGAGCUGUCGAAGAGGAAUCUCACAGGACUACUGCCAGGACCUGCAGCCGAUAGCAUCGACGAUGCCAACGGGCACUUCCUGUACGCCCGCGUGAACCCGUCUUCAAGGCCCCUGAAUCUAACCUCGCCCGAGUUCAGCACCACGAUGGAGAAGUGCUUUUUGGAGGUCUACAUGCACCAGAGUGACAUGAGUCACGGACUCUCGCGAGUGGUGGUGGAACCACUCCACACGGCGGAGAGCAGUUGGGUUCCGGCCGAGAUUCUGGGCGACAAUGUGCGCCAAUGGACCAGGAAGGUAUAUCGCCUGGGUCGCGUUUCACGGGAUUUCCGCAUCGUUUUCGAGGUGGUUCCCGAUCUGAGAGUGGGUCAGAAGGGUCAUGUGGCGCUGGACAACUUGCGCAUGGUGAACUGCUUCCCCGAGGGCACAAAGUCGGAGAAGUGCAGUACCUCGCAGGUCAAGUGCACCGCCAGCAAGGUGCCCGUGUGCAUCCAUCUGCCGCGCAUCUGCGAUAUCACCAGGGACUGUGAUGAGGCGGAGGACGAGCAGCAGUCAUGUGAUAAAAUACCCUAUGGCGGUCGUUGUGACUUCGAGGAGGACUGGUGCGGUUGGCGGGACUCGGGAAAGACAACGCUCACCUGGUCGCGGCACACGGGAUCGUCUCCCACCCACGAUACUGGACCGGAUGGGGAUCACACAAUGCAGCACUUGCAGAACAACACCAGUGGUUACUAUAUGCUGGUCAAUAUGAAUCAGCACAUGAACAACUCGGAGAAGAACUCGAUUAUUGGAUUUGCCAGCAAUGCGAUAAUGGUUAGCAAGACAUUCAAUCCACCGCCAUCGGUGCAUGGAAACCCGGACUCUGCCUAUCGUAACUCGUGUGUUGUGAGGUUUUUCAUCCAUCAAUUCGGCAAGAAUCCGGGCAGCAUCAAUCUCUCCGUGGUGGAGAUGAAGGAGAAGGAGAACAUCACCACCACACUCUGGUGGAGCACCAAAAACCAGGGCAGCGAUUGGCUAAGGGCUGAAUAUGUACUGCCCAACAUUACGUCCAAAUACUAUCUUCAGUUCGAAGCUCGCAUGGGCAUGCGAAUCUACUCGGAUGUGGCUGUGGACGACUUUUCACUAAGUCCCGAAUGUUUUGGCCUCAAUAUCCCAGAAGAUCACUUGGGUGGCUACAACUACUGGGAUGUCCGACAGAACCUAAAGAGUCCAACCUAUAAAGACUUUGAAUAUACCAACUAUCUUGAGUUAACCAGCUGCGACACUCGUGGCAUGAUAGGACCUUCCCAGGCGCAAUGUGAAGCUGCUUAUAAGGAGCAAAAUAAAACACAUGUUCUUCGGGAAGUCCAUGUGGUGGAGGACCAGAGCAGCUACAAGGGCAUGCAGAAGUGGAAGGUUCCCCACGAAGGACACUACACAAUCAUUGCCAAAGGCGCCAGUGGAGGGCUGGGUUCGGGUGGCGUUGGUAGCUCUCGCGGAUCAGUGGCUGUGGCUAUUCUGGAGCUCCACAAGCAUGAGGAACUGUAUUUCCUUGUGGGACAGCAGGGCGAGAACGCCUGCAUCAAGUCCAUGGGAGUUCUAAAGGAAGCCGGUUGCGGCACUGAUCACGACUUGGAUUUAGCCCAAUAUAGCUUCCGUUCCAAACAGGAUAUGGUCAAGAAUAUCUAUAUCGAAAAUGGUGCCGGCGGCGGUGGUGGUGGCUCCUACGUGUUCCUCCUUAACCAGGCCAAAAACGAGGCAGUGCCUCUUUUGGUAGCUGGCGGUGGCGGAGGUCUUGGAAUUGGGCAAUACAUAGACGAGGAUUUCCAGCAUGGCCAAAAGGCGAAGCCCCUUCAGGCGCCAGAAAGUGGACAAAUCAACGGGGAGCCCUUGAACAAAAAGACAGCUGGUCCAGGCGGAGGAUGGCGGGCUAAAGAGGAUCAGGCCCUGAGUCCCACCUACGGAGCUGCGCUUCUCCAGGGCGGUCGAGGUGGCCACUCCUGCUAUGUGGAACUAGCGGACAAUGGAACCUCCGUUCACAGACAUGGCCAAGGAGGCUUUGGCGGUGGCGGAGGUGGCUGCAAUACUGGAGGCGGCGGUGGCGGCUACGCUGGAGGAGAUGUCUACCUAACCGAAUCGAAUGGCGAGGGAGGAAGUUCGUACAUCAGUCCCAGUCGAAGUCUGCGGGAAAUUAGUGAAAUACUUGCCGGAGCCAGCAGUGGACCAGGUGCCAUCAUCAUUAUUCCAGCUAUCGAAGGCUGUGGCUGCGACUACAGGUGCGUGGCAUUGGAUGAGUUCCGAUCGAAGGUGCGGUGCAUCUGCCCGGAUGGCUGGAGCUUAAAGCGGGACAAUCACACCGCCUGCGAGAUCCGCGAGGAGGCGGGCAAGUCCUCCUUCCAGUAUCUCGUUUCCAUCCUAAUGAUCUCUCUGGCCGUACUCUUCAUCUGCAUAGCAGCGCUUAUCUUUAUGCUGUAUAAUCGCUACCAACGAAAGAAGCAAUCCAAGAAGCGCCACAAGAUGCUCGUGGAGCAGGACCUUCAACUUACCCGUUUGCGCAACAACAUCGACGACUCCAACCUGAACAACUUUAACCCCAACUAUGGAUGUGAUGGCAUUCUCAACGGACACAUCGAUGUCAACAGUUUGCCCCAGGUGGCACGCGAUAGCCUUCAAUUGGUCAAUGCUCUGGGCAAAGGCGCUUUUGGAGAGGUAUAUAUGGCAUUAUAUCGCCAUCGAGACGGAGAUGCGGUGGAAAUGGGCGUGGCAGUAAAAACCCUGCGGGAAGAUCCCAAGCGGGAGAAGGAGGAGGAUUUCCUAAAGGAGGCGGCCAUAAUGGCCAAGUUCAAUCACCCGAACAUGGUCCAUUUAAUAGGCGUCUGCUUUGACCGUCAGCCGUAUUAUAUAGUCCUGGAACUGCUCGCUGGCGGGGAUCUACAGAAGUUCUUGAGGGAGAACAGGAAUACCCCAGAGCGACCUUCUCUCUUGACCAUGAAGGACCUGCUUUUCUGCGCCCUAGACGUGGCCAAAGGAUGUCGCUACAUGGAGAGUAAACGCUUCAUCCAUCGCGAUAUCGCCGCCAGGAACUGUCUGCUGAGCAGUAAGGGUCCUGGCCGCGUUGUGAAAAUCGCCGAUUUUGGCAUGUCCCGGGAUAUCUACAGAUCGGACUACUAUCGCAAGGGAGGCAAGGCCAUGCUACCCAUCAAAUGGAUGCCGCCGGAAGCCUUCCUCGAUGGCAUAUUCACCUCAAAGACAGACGUGUGGUCCUUUGGCAUCCUCCUGUGGGAGGUCUUCAGUCUGGGCCGUUCGCCAUAUCCCGGCCAGCAUAACACCCAGGUAAUGGAGCUGGUGGUGCGUGGCGGUCGACUGGGAUCGCCCACCGAGUGUCCCGUCUCCAUAUACAAGGUCAUGGCCGACUGCUGGAAUCCCACGCCCGAGGAUCGGCCCACAUUCAUUACGUUGCUGGAGCAUUUGACCGCUUGCACCCAGGAUGCCAGCAUAAUGAACGCUCCUCUGCCCAAUAUUCUGGGACCCACAGCCUCCGAAAGGGACGACACAGUCAUCCGGCCGCCCAAUGGAGAGGAGUUCUGCUUGGCGGUACCUGACUACCUGGUACCUUUGCCACCCGGCGGCAGCAACAAUCCAUCGGUGGCCAGCGGAUCGGGCUACGUCCCAGAAUUGCAACGCCAGCAGAUAAGCUCCUGCACUCCGCCGGCGGUCACAUCUCCCGCCGCACCACAUCCAAGGCCAGUGGAGAGUCUUGCAACGGCCAACGGAGAUUGCUGGGAGACGUCCUUUAUACUACCGAACUCCAAGGUGGAACCACCAGUGGCUGGCAGUGGCCACGAUGUACCAUUGGCCGGCGGCGAGGAGGCCAAACUGAUCAGCUUGGACACACCACAGCCCACACCAACCACCAUCCAACCACCGCUGUCCUUUGCCUCCCAGCUGGAUGGCAUCACGUUGGAUCCCUCGGCACUGACCAAGAGUUUGCCCAACGGAAAUGCCAAGCAGUCGUACGCCAAUGUUCAGGUGAAGAACGAAGCCGAGGGCAAGGUCAUCAAUGGGGUGGUGGGCAAUGGAACGGUGAUGAACGGCGAAGUCUCGACGGGAUCGGGUGGGGCCGAUUCACCAUUCACAAUUCAGGGUUACGCGGAGCGGUACAAGGACAACAACAAUCAUUCCGAAAUCAGUUGUUAAAAAAUCUCGCAGUUCAAGAAUAUAAAUUUCCAAAUUAUUUGGAUUUCACAAGAAAAGAGAGCCGUAACGUACAAUUUAUAAAGAUUUUAAAAAUCUUUAUAAAAAGCGAUGCGGUGUAAAUCAAAUCUGAACUUCCGGGUAAUACUACUGGAUUUUGAAGACUUCGCGACCCCCUGAAAUUCGUCUUGUGUUGGAGCAAUCACAAUUUGCUGGCGCCUCACUGGCGCAUCAAAUAAUUUUACUCUCGAAUCACAAAGAGAAAAAACAGAAAAUUGAGAUAACAAAAAACGAGUGAGAACUUCUCAAAAAAUUGUAUUGUAUUUUAAUCUUAAAUUUGUAUUGCGUAGAAUGAAAAACCAACGUCGGACUACAAAAAAAACUGCAACUAACGUAAACUUAGUUGGAAUAUAUAGUUUAGUUUUUUACCAAAUAUUAGUUUUGCACGGAAAGAAACGAAAACAUUUAAAGGAAGUAACACAACAUUUUGUGAGAGGUUGUAUAUAUUAAUUGUAUCUAAGUUUUACCUUUUUACCUUUGAUUUAAAAUGAACUAUUUUUUUGUACCUUUAGUUACCAUACCUUUAGUUAACGUUUUAAGCUGAUGACUGAAAUGCCAAACAAUAUUCCUAAAGUAAAAAAGAAAGUGCGAAGCGUUAACUUAUUUUUAAUACGCAGUCCAGAAUCGGGAACCAAGAUGCCAACUCAAAGUAGUUCAAAGUGUCAAAGCUGCUCAUUUAAAGUUCGCAAUAAUACCACAAAUGUAGUCAAACAGAUAUGCCAACACAUAUGUUUUUAACAUAGGAUAUUUUUUAAUUUUAGGAUUCUCGAUUCCUGUAUUGUUUACUCCGAACAAAUUACAUUUAGUGUAAAUAACAAGCUUCCGUCGUAGCGAAUUACGUAUAUUGUAUGUAUUUGAAUAGACCUAAGGCAAAUAAAUGAAAAAAAAAUGAAAAAACAGUAGCGUGUAAAGCGAUUAAAGCGAAAAAAACUACAAUUUACAGGGUGAUUUUUAUGAAAAUUCAGUUGUAUGUUUGAAAAACAAAAACUAGCAUUAACAAAACAAAGGUGGCGCAACGACUUUCAGCUCGACACUUGAGUUGCUCAAAAUGUUGUAAAAUAUUCUUUCAGCACAGCCCUGUAUUUGUUCAUCAUCAUUAAUGCUCGUUUUUAUCAGGUGUUGAUCGGAUCGGAAUUCGAAAUUAUGUAAAUUUAGUUGAAACGUAACAAACAAGCUUUAAAUUAUAUAAUUUUUAUAAAGAUAUAUUAACGAUAUACAAGUGAGGCGACAACAUAAUAUUUAACCAAGCAGAAGUAAAUAAAUUAUACAAGAACGAUUUAAUUUACUAUAUAUUGAGGUAGGUAUACAUGCAUAUGCAUUUAUGUAUGUAUAAUUAGAUCUAAGACAAUUGAGUGUGUGUUUAAAACAACAAAUCGAUAAAUAUAAAUAUAUACAUAUUUAGAUAAUGAUACCGUAAAAUAUAUAAGAGGAUAAACGUUAUGUCUAUGUUUUGCUUUAUGUACAAGUCUACUGUUAAAUGCGCAUACAUCUAUAUACACGCAAACAUAUUCUCGUAUAUAAACAUAUGUAUAAUCAACUUAUAUAUCCGAUAUGUAUGUGCGACUAUAGCGAACCGUAAAUUAAAAUGCUGAAUACGCGAAAAUCAAAAAUCGUGUAUAUUACAAUUAUAAUUGCAUAGGUCUUACACGUGUACUCAGCCGAGCUUUCGUUUUUAUUUUUUUUUUAACCAUACUAUAUUUUCCUACUAAAUUUUGAAAUAUACCUAAAGACAUAUUUCGUACACAAAACCAAUUUACCAUACUUUGCAUAUAUUGAGCUCAAAUUUACCUUAAGUUUUAUUUUACAAGGUAAUGCAUCACAAUAAAAUUAAAAACAAAAGAACGGCUGACUAUAUAAUUUACAUUAUAUUUUACACGCGACUUGUCACAAAGAAUACCGGAUCCCAAACAAAAAAUGUACAAACAAGGAAAACAAAUUGAAAAAGAAAAAUAGAAAUAAAUACAAAUCUACCAAUGAAUGCUCACAAUCGAAUGCUCAAUAAGUGUACGAAUAUAUACGAAUAUAUAUCUCAGCAUCCACGGCUUUACACCUAGUCUUAACACUUAAUCAGUACUUUUUUUUUAGUUUUACCUAUUAUGGUUGUGCCGAGGCAUCUAAAGUAAGAAAAUGGAUCUUACUGAAGUGCAUACACACACACAUCUGCAUCAGAUCCUUUCCGUAUACAUGCAUAUACAUAUGUAUAAAACACAGACGCCUGCGAACAGGACUCCCACACAUUUUUGUACCCUGAUGACAUUACCUCGUGUACCUAAAGCCCACAACCUGAAAGAGAAGAGUUACAUAUGCAUAUGUAUAUCCACAGAUCGUUGUUGAUUGAUUGUUGAUUGGCCGCGAUGCAGUUCGAGAUUUUGGGACUUUGAUUCGGGAAAGGGGAAACCCAAUUCCAAUGCAGAUCGGUUUGUGAUUGCUAAGUUAGGAACUUAAUGAAUGUGAGAAUCGUUACGAUUCGGUGGUUCGACAACAGCUUGCGAUGUUUUCAUAAGAUGUAGUUGCAUUGAUCAAUGAAAAAAGGAGUUUUUUUUUGCAGAGCUUGCAAACCAAAGUGUAGUUCAAUUCUUUCGAGAGGUGAGAGGGAUCUGAUCGGAUCUGAUUUUGAAGCUUAGAACCAGGUCAAGGCAUUUACUUCCGAAGAGAUAAAUUGCUGGCAUACACGAUUUUGAUGGGAAUAUCAGUAGCUUUGCAAACACUUUAUUUCUCAACAAUAACAAAUUCGCAACGAAGUUUAGAGAAAUAAACACAAAUGAUAUGUACUAAAUAUAUGUUUAAACAACAACAAAAAAUGUAAGAAAUGAAAUAAGAAAACGAUCACACAAUAAAUGGUAUUUUUAUAUACUACAAAAACUCAGAAAAAAAGAUGAAAAAAACCAAAGAACAAAAAAAAUGGAAUGCAAGUUUAGUGCAUGCAAACAGGCUUAAACUUAGCUCUAGCUAUAAAGUAUAACUAAAAUAAAUACAAAAUUAAUGGUUUUCAUUUAAAAUCGUAAAUUAUUUUGUUACACUUAAAAGGUAAACAAAAGAAAAUAAGUAAAUAAUAAACAAAAAGAAAAA